UACAACACAAUCCAACCAUUUUCUGUAUCACGAAAUGUCCAAAUCUGAGCUGCAAGAACGUUUUGCUCCUGCCACUAAAGGUGGGGCAGGAUCAACUCUGGAGCCCGACCUGGUAUCCGAAUUGCAAUCCAUCAUGCGCCUACACUCGAUCGACGUGGAGGAACUUUGGUACAAGUGGGAGUCUUACAGCAUGAAAAUGGGAUCAGAAGACAUGAAGUUGAAUGUAGAGACUGCGAAUGCCCUCAAGAAAGAUGUGCAGGAUGGAUUGGAGCGAGAGAACAGGUCGAAAGCGCAUCUGCAGACGAAUAAAAGGGGAGGGGCAGCACCACGAAAUGCUGCGGGUAAUGGAGACAUCUUUGCCAUGUUAGUAGUAUACUUGAGGCUGCUGUUCUCUACUAAUCAUUGCUUAGUCUCGGUGGAGCAAUUCCAAUGACCCCAAAAGUAGGCUCUGCGAGUCGACCGAGUACCAUCAAACGAAAAUUAGAAACUCCUUCCAUGUCGAGAAUUCGAGCAGAACCUGCAAGUAGUCCUCCCGAUUUUAAAACAUCAAACAAAGUAUCAGAGCCGGUUGGGACUCCGUAAGCUAUCUCAGUCCAUCUAGGGAAUCCUGACUGAUCCCAAAUAGAGUCGCUUUCCACGACCGACCCAAUGCUGGCCAAGCAAUUCAAGUUCUCAACGACCAUCUUAAAGUCCCGGAACCACCAAUUGCACCAUAUCCGCAACCCAGGGUAAGGUCAGUUGCCAAUUCGGAUUAUAAAGCUCUUGGAUAUAAAACCAUGGCGAUGAAGUCGUCCGAAGCCUCGGAAAUCCUCGACGAUCGAAUAGAAGAAUUUACAACACUUGUUCAAGCACAUCACAGCUUAGAGGAUUCAGAAUUUGGAAGUGCUGCUAGUAAAAGCACAAAUGAGAUUGUGGCAGUGGGAAGGAUAGCCUGUGAUUCUUUGGAAGGCAAAUUCAACGCUUCCUCUAUUGUGCUAGAAACCUCAAGAAGAAUGGGAGCGGGUUUGAGAAUUCCUCUAAAUGUCAAUAAUAAGGACCUAGUAGGAUUCCAGUUUUUCCCAGGCCAAAUUGUUGCUCUGAAGGGUAUCAAUACCUCAGGCGAGGAAUUUGUGGUCAGUGAAAUUUUGGAGAUGCCAUUACUGCAUGGUGCUGCAUCAGCGCCAUCUAGAUUUGAAGAAUAUGCGCAAAGAUUGCGUGGAGGACCCGAUGCUAUGGAUUCAGACUCGGAUCCUGCGCCCCUAAGCAUUCUCGUUGGUUCUGGUCCGUAUACAGCAGACGACAAUCUCGAUUUCGAGCCUUUACAUGCGAUUUGUAGCCAAGCAGCAGAUACCUACGCCGACGCACUUGUCCUCAGCGGGCCAUUUCUUGAUAUCGAUCAUCCAUUAGUCGCAACAGGGGACUUCGACCUACCGGAGGAAGCUCUCAAAGAGCCCGACAAGAUUUCUAUGACUACGGUCUUCAAAUAUCUCGUCUCGCCAGCAUUCAUCAGUCUUUCUGCCGCAAACCCAAAUAUCGUUAUUAUUCUCAUUCCCUCAAUCAAGGACGUAAUAAGCAGCCACGUCUCAUGGCCCCAGGAAAAAUUCCCAAAACCGGGUCUGGGCCUUCCGAAGACAGUCUCUAUUGUUGGAAAUCCAAUGACACUCUCAUUGAACGAGAUCUCCAUCGGUAUUUCCUCCCAAGAUAUCUUGACUGAGCUUCGGCUGUCCGAGGUCGUAGGAGGGAAACUAAAGGAUGCUGAGAUUCUUGCACGGUUACCGAAGUACCUGAUUGAACAGCGGAACUUUUUUCCCCUGUUUCCUCCUGUGGAUAGGAGUAGUCUAAUGAAGACCGGUACGGAAGAUGGAAGGCCAGUGGGUGCUGUGUUGGAUACUAGCUUUUUGAAGCUGGGCGAGAUGGUCAAUAUCAGACCUGAUGUUUUGAUUGUGCCUAGCGCACUCACUCCUUUUGCCAAGGUAAGUUGGGGCUAUUCCAAUGGCUGACCUGGACAUAUGCUAAUUCUGGAUAUAGGUCGUUGAAAGUGUUGUUGUGAUCAACCCUGGGUAUCUCUCAAAGAGGAGGGCAGCAGGAACCUACGCAAAGCUCACAGUUUAUCCUGCGAAACUGACAGAAGAAGAAACGAACUCGACGGUGAUGGUCGGGCAUAGAGUAUUCGAACGAGCCCGAGUUGAUAUCAUGAAGAUAUAAACCGGGUGGCGUCGAUAUUGCAUUUCGAUAUUGCAUUUCUGAGGAGUGUGGCGUUUUUUACGAGCAAAAGGGUGGCAUAAUGAUGUAUUCACAGUUAUGAUGGUGUUGAUACAAUUGUAUUUGAGAUUCUAC
Molecule: messenger RNA, 2316 nt
Organism: Hymenoscyphus albidus
Lineage: Eukaryota; Fungi; Ascomycota; Leotiomycetes; Helotiales; Helotiaceae
Source: the annotation of a GenBank genome assembly